Messenger RNA from Arvicanthis niloticus (Nile rat), 2085 nucleotides. NCBI's taxonomy places the organism in Eukaryota, Metazoa, Chordata, Mammalia, Rodentia, Muridae. The record is from RefSeq and is a predicted model, not a curated record.
CAGCAUCCCGCAGAGCGUCGAGCCCGCGCCUUGGGCCUGAGGCUGCGGCGAUGAAGAUCUGGAGCUCGGAGCACGUGUUCGGCCAUCCUUGGGACACGGUGAUCAAGGCGGCCAUGAGGAAGUACCCUAACCCGAUGAACCCAUGCGUGGUGGGCGUGGAUGUGCUGGAGCGCAGUGUGGAUGGUUGUGGGCGCCUGCACAGUCUGCGCCUGCUCAGCACUGAAUGGGGGCUGCCUGGCCUCGUGCGUGCGAUUUUGGGAGCCAACAGGACCUUGACGUACAUCAAAGAGCGCUCUGUCGUGGAUCCGGCUGCCAGGAAAAUGGAGCUGUGUUCCACCAAUAUCACGCUCACAAAUUUGGUGUCAGUGAAUGAGAGGUUGGUGUACACACCUCAUCCAGAGAACCCUGAAAAGACUGUGCUCACUCAGGAAGCCAUCAUCACUGUGAAGGGGAUUAGCCUGGGAAGCUACCUGGAAAGUCUAAUGGCCACCACCAUAUCCUGCAAUGCAAAGAAGGGGUGGGCUGCCAUUGAGUGGAUAAUCGAACAUUCUGAGAGUGCCAUAAGCUAACAGGCCUGCAUCCAUGCCUGGUGACACAAGGGGCAGUCACAGUAACUUCGUAACCUGUCAGAUGUCUCACCAAAAAGAGUCAAAGGAGAAAGGAAAGAAGGAAGUACAGACGAAUAAAGAAGACGAGAGGCAAGUGUGGAUGUGGCUCCCGCCAAGUCUGGAAGAGGUAUCUGCUGGAAUCUCCCCUGUCCACAAUCACCUCCCAGUGCAGCAUCAGGCCAGGCACCAGCUCUGCGAGGCUGUUUGUGUGAGCCUGUUUCUUGGGAGUGCUGUGGAGCCCUGGUCUGCUGGGCUCUGCUAUAGGCACUGCCCCUGCGUUGGGUUUAAGUUUUUAUCUGCUUCUGGAAGGAGUGUCACCUCUGCUGGCUCUAGUCACUCCAUCAAAAGAGAGCUCCCCUUUCCUCAUGCCCUGUCAGCUAAGCCGGGGUAAGUCCCUCAAACCUUCCCCAGGGGCCUGGUUGCUGUCCUCUGUUCCUGGUGGCCCUAUGUCCUUCUAGUGUCCCACUUGCCUCUGUGAAGGAGAACGAGAAGUGGCUCUCUGGCCCUCAGGGCCCCAUCAUGCACUGCAUCCAUAAACAGUUCGGGAGCUUUCUACACAGGCCACCAUGGGUUCCAGCAGCAACUGGGAUUUUCACACUCAAGACUGGCCUUGAACUCUGUGUGACUGAAGAUGACCUUGAACUCUUCCUCCUGCUUCCCCAUUCCCAAGUCCUGAGAUUAUAGACUUGGGCCACUAUACUUGACUCUUUUUGGUUGUUGUUUUUGAGACAGAUCUUGCUAUGUAGCUCUGGCUGUUCUGAAACUCAUGGUAUUCCUCCUGCCUCAGCAUCUCAAGCGUUGGAAUCACAGGUGUGUAUACCAUGCCCACUAUGAGAUUCUUAUCAAGUUCCAACUGUCUUCUCAACAGGUUCGCCUGACGAGCCUGGUUGUCCCUUGAAGAGGGUGGGAACCCCUGCGAUGUACAAAGAGCUGUCCAGCUAGUUCCCUCCCUCCAUAUCCUGGGGUUCUGGGGUCUUGCUAGGGUGUGAGUGGUGGUUUUGUGCUCGUCCUAGACUGAAGCCCCUCCCCCCAUACCUACUUCGCCUUCCUGCCUCAGAGUUUCUGUGUUCCUCAUUUCUUUGUAGCAUUUUUUAUCAGUGUUUCUCAGUCAGGGACGUGAACAUGAGGUACUACCAUCUUUUGUUUUGAGACAAGGUCUCGUGUAACUUAGGUUGACCUUCAACUCACUGUAAAUGAGGCUGGUCUUCAUCUUCCACCUCUUACAAAUUACAAGUGAGACUGUUAUAUCUGGCUUUCUCUCUCUUUAAAUCAAGGUUGUUUAAGACAGACAGACAAGACCACACACACAUAAUCCAUGUUUGUAGUUUUAAAAAGAUAUAUUAAAUCUGUUGAAUAGUAGAGACCUCUGCUCUCCCUCUGAUGGUCCACUCACUGUUUUUAGACCCUUCUAGAACUUUCCCAUGCCUAUGAAAGUUAAUGUCUUUUGCUUUCAUUAAACCCAAUUCAUACUGUAACU